This is a messenger RNA of Arachis duranensis, 1788 nucleotides long. RefSeq lists its product as uncharacterized. The record is from RefSeq and is a predicted model, not a curated record. Bases 1 to 1788 code for a protein of 595 amino acids. The transcript is spliced from 2 exons. NCBI's taxonomy places the organism in Eukaryota, Viridiplantae, Streptophyta, Magnoliopsida, Fabales, Fabaceae.
AUGCCAAAAAACUUUACUCUGCCCACCGCACUGGAGCCGUACAAGGGAUUCAGCGACCCCCGAGCCCACGUAAAGAAGUUCCAGUCAAUGAUGUUUUUCAACGGCCCUAAGAAUGAGCCCGUUCUCUGCCGAGCAUUCCCUACCUACCUCGACGGUGCUGCAUUACUCUGGUUCUCUAAACUUCCUGAAGGUUCAAUUUCCUCCUUCGAAGAUCUUGCCAGGUCAUUCAUUGAUUACUUUGCUGCAUCAAGAAUCUACGUACAUGGAUUGGACUACCUCAGCACCAUUAAGCAAGGUCAGCACGAGAGCCUGAAGGACUACAUGACCAGAUUCGCUGACACAACUAUGGAGAUCCAGGAUUUAGACCCGGCUGUUCACCUGCACGCCCUCAAAGCCGGCCACAGGCCCGGCAAAUUCCGGGAGACCAUUGCCAUAACAAAGCCAAAGAUGCUAGAGGAAUUCCGAGAAAGGGCGGCAGGUAGCAGAGACAUUAAGAAGACUUCCAAGCUCGCAUCAAAAUACAAUACGUACACCAGAUUCAAUACCAGAAGAGAAAACAUCAUCAGAGAAAUUCUCAACGCCAAAAUCAUAAAGCCACCAAUUCGAGCAGGAAAUUACCAGGAUCAAAGGUUUGCAGAUAGGACAAAGCAUUGUGCUUUCCAUCGGAAGUUCGGUCACACCACGGACGACUGCAUAGUCGCGAAGGACCUCCUGGAAAGGCUGGCACGCCAAGGGCUCUUGGACAAAUAUAUCGAGAACCGAAGAGGCAAAGGAGGAAACUCGGAUAGGGAAGAGAACAAACAGGCAACGGCGGACAACAACAAAAAAGAACGGACAACUCCUGAUCCACCAAGAGGAGUCAUUAACCACAUAUCGGAGGGAUUCGCAGGCGGAGGAGAAACAAGCUCGGCCAGAAAGCGAAGCUACAGAGCGAUGCUAGCAAUCGAAGGAACCAUACAACCAAGGAAGGACAAAGAACCAGACGUCACAAUAUCCUUCAACCAAGCAGACUUCAAAUCGGCAAGCCCUAACCUCGACGACCCCGUGGUGAUUUCCAUCCAGGUCGGAGAACUGUUGGUAAGAAAAAUAUUGCUGGAUCCAGGUAGUAGUGCUGACGUUUUAUUUUAUUCUACAUUUACAAAAAUGAAAUUAUCAGAAAAACUAAUACAACCCUCCUCGGGAGAGAUAAUUGGGUUCUCCGGAGAGAGAGUUUCCAUCAUGGGACAUAUAUGGCUGAAGACCACAAUGGGAGAAAUCCCUAUGUCGAAGUCCAUCGAUAUUCAAUACCUAAUAGUAGAUUGUUAUAGCCCUUAUAAUAUUAUACUCGGGAGACCCGCCUUGAAUAUAUUCAAAGAGGUGGUGUCCACAUUACAUCUGUGUGUUAAGUUUCCAGUGCAGGAAAACAAGAUAGCUACAGUUCACGCCGACCAUCAGAAAGCUCGGCAGUGCUACAAUGCUUGUCUAAAGCAAGACCAGGCGAGAGAGAUAACUCGGCCCCAGGUCCAAUCCAUACAUAGCUCGGCUGACACCACCGUGCUAGCCGAUCUCGACCCAAGAGAAGACCUCGGCGAAAGACCUCGCCCAAUGGACAACCUCCAACGAAUAACACUAACGGCAGAUGACAAUCAAUGCACAUACAUCGGAAAAGCAUUAGAAGGGGAAGACCAAGCAAAACUCAUACAGAUACUGCGCAAGAACGCCGAUCUCUUUGCGUGGACACCAGAUGAUAUGCCCGGAAUAAGCCCAGAAGUCAUCUGCCACAAGCUGGCAAUUGACAGAACAGUCUGA